Molecule: messenger RNA, 838 nt
Organism: Prorocentrum cordatum
Lineage: Eukaryota; Dinophyceae; Prorocentrales; Prorocentraceae
Source: the annotation of a GenBank genome assembly
GGGGCGUCGCGGCCCCGCCCUCGCCGGCGUGGCCGCCAGCGGAGGAGCGCCCCGCGCCGCCGGAGGGCGAGCGCGCGGGGCCCUCAGGGCUGGCCCCUGUUUGGGGCCUGUGGGCGGCGCUGGCGCUCGGAGUGUUCGUCGGGGUGGCGCUGGCGGCGGUGUUGCAGGUGACCUGGAGCGGCUCGAGGUGCUGCGUGAAGCGGGAGCGGGUGUUCGUGCUGUACGCAGACUGCGAGCGUUGGUGGCACCAGGAGCUGAUCCUCGGCCAGGUGGGGUUGUCGGAUUCUAUUUUCGUGAUCCUCAGCCCGGACGGGGACGCCCACGCGGAGGACUACGGUGACGACAGCGUGGGCGUGGCCGGGGUCAGGUGCUCGGCGGCCUGGGCGGUGGUGCCGGCCGGGGUUCCCCCUGGCCGCGACGGCGCUGCGCUCAGGUACGGCGACGUCGAGGACCACGCGAGGAGCGCCUGGGCCGUCGGCAGCCGCGACUUCUACGUGCUGUUCCACGGGGCGGAGAUGACGGCGCCCAUCGAGUGGGGGAAUUUCGGGAGCGACUUGGAGCUCCUGGGGCCACGCUCCGGCCUGUGGUGCAUUGAGUUCAGCGGACAGGAGGGCAGCGGCCUCCUGGGACACUACGAUUGUUGCAAGACUGCCUGCCGGCUGGACUGGCACUCGCGGGCCGUCUCCGAGCACUUCGACAUCGCCCGGGUGCUCGCCCAGGGGGGGGUGGUCGACCAGCUCGACGGGGGCAACCUCUGCCUGGUCGAGUGCCAGCUUCGGCGGCCCCAGACCAUCGAGUUCGGGUACUUGGAGCGUGCGCGGGUGGUCGAGGCCAAUAA